AUGACAUUUGAUUUCAGCGCCGGCCAGGCAGGAGAGGCUGCUUUGCUGGAACAGCUCGGGUACGACCCACGGGAACGAUACGCAACCUUCACCACCACCGGAGUCUCACAAAAUUCGAUACCCGCCGCCGCGUCGACCGCCAUGGUCCAGCAGCACAGCCGCCAGAGCCCCUCGGGGAACUGGCAGAUGCCUCUAGACAUGGCCACCGCCGCCGCCGCCGGCGUGUCUCCCGUCUCAAUGCACUCCCCCAACACCCACACCGUCGCCGCCUCGUCACCGGAAGAGCAACAGGCACAAUCGCCCAUCGGGCAGUCUCCUAUAGGGCAUCACAGCUCGACCGCUUCCAGCCCGCAUCAGCAGCAGCUGUCGCCCCAGGCCCCCUACACCACGGCUGCUCUCCCCCACGCACCGUCCCUUAUCGCAGAUUGGACUUUCCAGCAACAGCAGAUGCAGCCUCAGCCGCAGGAUCUGUCCCAGUUCAUCCAGGACUCGUCCGCCAUGAUCAGCUUCAACCCCUUCCUGGCGAACCUACAACCCUCGCCCAUCGGCUAUCUUCCUGCGAGCACGCAAGCUGCUCUGGGUGCCAGCAUGCAGCAGACGGAUCCCACCACCUUUCAGAUGUCACCUGUCGAGGAAGGCGCCCAGCCGAUGCCGUGGGAUAUGAGCACCACCAACAUGAGCACAGGCAUGGCCAACUGGCAGGAUUUUGAGGCGGCUAUGCAUAUGCCGGCCGAUGGUCUCCCCAGAGUGGGCAGCAUGGGCAGCAAUUCCCCCACCGGCACUUACCUCGAGGUCUUGUCUCUGGGUUCUGGAAGCGAUAAUGGAUGGGCCAUGGUUGAUAUGUAUCACCCCAACUUCGACUCGUUCUCCCAGACGCAGCAGGCCCAGAAUGUCUUCAACCCCGGACAGACGCUCCACUUGCGAACCAACUCCGACUCGUCUCAGUCAGAUGGCACUUCGUUAGAGUUCGGCAGUUACGAAGAGGUCCCGUUCCCCUACUCGCCAUUCUCGCCUGGAUCCGACUCGUAUGCCGAGAACUCCAACAACAACCACCGCAAUUGCUUCCAUGGAGACAGCCACCACCAUCAUUCACAUGACCUAAUCAGCCCUGCCGCCGCCGCCACCCCUGUCCCCAUCAAGACCACGCCCAGCAGUCGAUCGAGCCCGUCCAGUGGCUCUGGGGUCGGCUCUAUCAAUGGCCAGACUUCUUCUGUCUCUCCCCCAGCGAGGAAAACCACGGCUCCCAGGAAGAGCCCCAUCGCCAAGCCAAGCCAAGCCAAGGCGGUCAUUCGAAGGACAUCGAACGGCAAGAAAGACGGCAGUGGUGAGAAGAAGGUGGGCAGGCGCAGGGGGCCUCUGCUGCCCGAGCAGCGGAAGCAGGCUAGCGAGAUCAGGAAGCUGCGGGCCUGCUUGCGAUGCAAGUUCCUCAAGAAGACCUGUGACAAGGGUGAGCCUUGCGCUGGGUGCCAGCCUUCUCAUGCUCGUCUCUGGCAAGUGCCAUGUACCCGUAUCGACAUCAAGGAUAUUGGCUUCUUCAUGAAGGACUGGAAGGCCGACUACGAGCGCCAUCUUGAUCGUGGUGUCUCCGUUUACAACGUCAAAGGCUUUGCCCAGAAGGAGACACUCAUGUGGAUCACGCACGGCUAUGGUUUCUGCCUUCCCGUCAUGGUUCGUGAGGUCUUUGUUGCGGAUGAGAGCUGCUUCCAGGUCGAUUGGGUUGAGUCCCAUCUUGAAGACCAGGAGCCGAUAGACUUCGAGAUAAGAACCGAGAAGCUGGACGUCGGUCGGGAUGGUGUGUCCAUGGAGGCUUUGUCCGAAUACCUCGACAAGCACAUCGACCAGUCGUUCGAGACCUUCAUCGACGACCACUUUGAGGGCACGCCGUUCAUCACCGAGAUCCUCAAGACUGCCCAUCGCUUCUACGUAAAAGAGAGGAUGCCAGUCAUCCGCAAAGCACUGAAGCUUGUGUUGGCCUACAACCUCACACUGCACAUCACCAUGGUGGAGCAGCAAGGCUCCGAGGAGCAGUUGGAUGGCACGAUCGACGACGAGGACUCUAAGUACUUCGGCAAGGUUGUCGCACCUGUCAUGAUCAACUUCCAGAUCAAGUGUGCCAUGGCCGACAUGUGGCGCGAGCUGCAGAAGGACAUCCUGGAGGAGCUCUCGGCGCUCUACUCUAGUGUCUACAGCGGAGACCGCCUGAAGAACUGGCCGACGAUCUUCAUGCUGGCGUCGAUCCUCCUGGCUGUCUGGGAGGAGAUGCAGUUCGACUGCCACUACCGCGUCCCUGACCCCGUCGCCGUCAACAAGUUCUGCAGCGACAUGGAGACGAUCCCCGUCGGCGUCAUCGUCGGCCUCUUCCACGCCAUCUCCCAGAAGCUGCCCGCCUUCACCGAGUGGGACACGCGGAGGCACGGCCAGCUGCUCAACAACAACCCGGCAGUCUGUGAAGCCAUGACUGAAGUUCGACAGCAUGUUAUGAAGCAUGAGGCAUACCUGAGGACACGGCCAGACACCAAGUUCGACAGGGAUGAUUUCGACUCGUUGUCGAACAAGUUCCUGUCCAAGUUGGUCAUUCGCUCCAACUAA
This is a messenger RNA of Diaporthe amygdali, 2589 nucleotides long. RefSeq names its product c6 finger domain-containing protein. Gene Ontology annotation, molecular function: DNA-binding transcription factor activity, RNA polymerase II-specific; zinc ion binding. Bases 1 to 2589 code for a protein of 862 amino acids. Gene Ontology annotation, biological process: regulation of DNA-templated transcription. The transcript is spliced from 2 exons. Lineage: Eukaryota; Fungi; Ascomycota; Sordariomycetes; Diaporthales; Diaporthaceae. The record is from RefSeq and is a predicted model, not a curated record.